Molecule: messenger RNA, 2947 nt
Organism: Saccostrea cuccullata (small rock oyster)
Lineage: Eukaryota; Metazoa; Mollusca; Bivalvia; Ostreida; Ostreidae
Product: serine/threonine-protein kinase fray2-like
Exons: 4
Coding region: 94-2733 (879 amino acids)
Source: RefSeq, a predicted model, not a curated record
AAGAAACUGAGUACGCCAACUUCCUGUUUUCUAUGUGAACUUCCGGUAAACUUUCCACGUCUGGAUUAGAACAUAAGGCAAUUGUAAAUAAGUAUGAGUCACUCAGCUCCCUGGAGCUAUCAGCAACAGAAUACUGAUCCAGGGGGAGUCAAGCUUUUCAAUCCAGCUCAGUUCUCAGAGCAGACCAAUGGCCCAAGUCAGUUUGAUCCAGCACAACAGCAGACUAAUGGUCCAAGUCAGUUUGAUCCUGCACAACAAGAUGCAAAUACUGGACACCAACAAGAGGCAUUCAAUGGACAGCCAGAAAAUUACAACAUGGGGCAUGAUCCAUCUUGGAACUGGAAUUAUGCUCAACAAGAUCCAAGUCAAUUUGGCCAAAAUCCAAACAUGUAUGGACAUCAGGGACAAAUGUAUUAUGACCAUAAUCAAGGACAGUGGGUAUUUUAUGAACAAUAUGACCAGACACAUGGUUAUGACCCAAGUCAAGGUAAUAUGCAACCAGAGCAGCAGUUCAAUGGAUCUAACAUAGAAACACCAUCAGGAAAUUUUCCUCAAAACUAUAAUGAGUAUGGUGGUAAUUAUACAGGUUAUGAAUAUAGUGAGAACAUGGGGACAAAUAGUCACCCUUUAAGUGAUGGUCAGCAUCAUGAACAAAAUACAGACCAGUCUGUUGAUUCUGAAAAGUUGGACCAGUCAUCCACUAGUCAGGGAAUGUCAGGAUUUUUUCAGAAUGAUGAUUAUGACACAGAAUCUAAUACUGGGACUUAUGAUAGUUCAUUCCAAGAAUCAUCUCUUCAGAAUUCACUGAAUCAAAUGCAAGAAGAAAAGCAUGCAGGGGAUGUGAUUAAGCCAGAGAUCAGUGGCGAAAGCCUGCAAACCUUGAAUUAUUCUACAGGGUCGCUGGACACAGCAGCCAAUGCUGUGUCAACUCCAAGUGUUCAGCAAGUCACUGAUCAGAUGCAGGAGAUGUCUAUGUCAACCCAGGGACAGUUUGAAGAUUUAAAAGAAAGUGAGACAAACACACAGCAUCCCCCUGAGGGAAAUGACCUGAACCAGUCAGCCAUACAUGGACAAGUGAACAGCACAGGUAAUGUGUCUGAAAAUGUGUCGGGAGGAAGUCCCCAUUCUGAUGAUCAGCAUGGAUUGAGUGACUGGGAAGUGGUGCCCCCAGAAUCCAGUCAGAUGUUGGAGGUUCCUGGGGGAGAAACUAAGCACAGUCGUGAGGGGUCUCUUGACAAUAAUGUGCAGUUUUUUAUUGGUUCUGGGAAAAACUCAGAUGAUGGUUCAGCUAGACACACUCCAGAGUCAUCUCAACAGGGUCAAAACAACACUCAUUUAGAACAAGAGAAGGAGAACACUGUUGAUAAUUUACAGCUCACAACAGAACACCUUCAGCCACAGCUGACAUCAUCUCCCAAUGUUUCUCCAGGCCAGAAUAAAAUAGAGGAUGAGGCUGGAAAUAAACCUCCCCCUCCCGCUGGUCCCCCACCAAGUGGGGCACUUAGUGAGAACAACCCAUUUAGAAAAGAUAAGGCAAAUGCUUCAAAGAAAGCAGAUACAAAAGCACAAAGUAUAUCACAGCCCUUUUCUAGGUCUGAUAAUCCACAGAUGCCAAGCCCUAUAGUAGCCAGCUCAGAGGAUUCAAUGAGGGCAGCCCAGAAAACACAACCACAGAGUCCAAUCAUGCCUCGAAAGGAAAGUCCGUUCCAGCCGCCAAACAGGAGACGCACGUUGUCGUCUCAGUCCAGUGAAUCCGAGGACCAGCCAAAAUCUGAAAAAGAGGUCAAGGCUAGCAGCCCCAGUAUUCCCAGCCAAAUAUCAAGUUCUAGAGAGUCACUGACAUCUCCUUCUUCAAAGCAGGGACAGGAGAAUGAGAAAUUCAAACGGCCACCAAGGGACACAACAAAGUCUCGACCCCCUAUGGGGUCAACUCGUGGUGUGAUGUCCCCUCGACGAAUAGAAUCGGCAUUUCAACAGGUGCAGAAACAAAGAGCAAAGCAUAACAUGUCUCCUGCCACAACACUUUGGGCAAACAAUGAUACUCUGCCUGUGGCUAACAUCCUGCUGGCUCCAGCAGCACCUGCCAUUACACCAAUCCUCACUCCUGCUUCAAGUACCACGUCUUCAACAAAAACCUCCCCCUCGAAAACAACCAAAGACAGCAGGGACGUACUGUCUCCUGUCCAAAUGUUGAUCAACAGUAUGAGUGAAAAGCAGACUGAUAAGCCAGCUGCUGACUCAAAGCAGGGAAGUAAGCAGUAUGAUAACAGACAGGAGAGACCCCAUCAGAGAGGUUCAGAGAGAGAUCGACACGAACGGGGCUCCUCCAUCGACAGGGAACUGGAGAUAACCAGGAGGAUGGAGGAUAAGGAAAGAAGAAGAGAGAGUGAGGGUUAUCGUGAUAGAGAUCGGGAUAAUUAUAAAAGUGACAGAUCCCGGGGAAAGGAGCGGGAUUAUGAUCCCUAUUACGACAGACAGCCACCGUCGAGGAGACGGGAUCCUUACUAUGGAGACGAGAGAUACGAUCGACCGAGAUCAAGACACUCUCUCCUUGAUGAUGAUGGAUCAAGUUCCAAGGGAGGACAAGAGUCUGAUCGACCUAGAUCCAGACACGACUACAACAGAGACACGGAUAGACCCAGAUCACGGCAGGACUACGGCAGAGAUCAGUACUAUAGGGACAAGUAUGGCAGAGGUCAGUAUACUACUUACACCUUAGAUAGGGGAAAAUAAUGAAUAAAGUAGGGAAUUAAGGGGAAAAUUAUUUCUGUUGCAUUAAGAAAAUUAAAAAGGCAUAGACAAUUACAGAUAUUUGUGCACUUGAAUAUAGAAUCUAGUGAUUAUGGUGAUAGAUAUUUUUGCAGAAAACUCUGAAAAGAAAAAUGAGAAAGGUAAACUGGCAAAUACCUCAUUAGCGUAAAUGAAACAUGAUUACUCAGGGUAACUA